GGCCCGCCCACCAUAUCGGCGAUAGCAUCGAAUUAUAUCUCACAGUUGAAUGUUUAUAUAUCAUACCAAACAGCGCCGAUGACAGAUUGUGGUAUGCAGUGCAGUUCAUGUCGUGUGCGAAUAUCGCUAGAUUGGUUUAAAUGGUAUUGAAACAAAUUAAUCCUACGAAAUUAUAUUUUAAAUGAAACUCUUUGAUUUGAAAACUUGGGAUAAUUAUAAAGUCGUUCAAGUGCUAAAUGCAGUUGUUUUAUCAGCGGAAUCAGUCAUGAAUGUUAAUUAAUAAAUGUCGAGCCCUAGGGCGGUUUUACGUAUGGAUUGUUUCAACGCGUGUCAGAUGUUGUUAAACAAGGCGGAGCGUGCUUGCGAACAUUUAUGCGCUUUCAAAAGCACAACGGUAUCGCGGGCGACUAGGGCGAAUACAGAAUAGAUCUAAACAAAGUUGAGAAAGACUUAGUGUACAACAACACAAUACUACCGGACUACCUGGAUUGCUGCAUUUAAUGCACUCUGUAUACGUUUUCAUUCUCAAAACGGGUUUGCGAUUGGAUAUGACGAGUCGGAUACAGCUCAUUUGUGAAAGAAAUCAUCACUUCUUCUGUUAACCGAUGUUGGCCUCACUUGUUGAGAAAACACACAAUCAAAGUAUCCGAUGAACCUUUGUUCACGGGUCAAUAUCAAUCAAUACGGAGAAUAAAAUAAACAAACAUGCUGUGUAUAUAUAAAUAACACAAUUAGGUGACAGAUUAUUGCAGUGUAAUAUUCUAAAAAUGUGAAGAUGGAAACAAAAUGGAUAAAUAAAAUAUAUUAAAUAUGUGUGAUAAAAGACAAAGUGUAAAUUCUCUUUUAAACGGUGGAAAUAAAGUUUCAUUUAAAUCGUUAUUAACGUUUUGUCGACUAAAUGUGAUUUUAAGCGCCGUAUGCCUUCUCCCGCUUUGCGCCGCACAGUGUCCAACGAGCGACCGGGUGCAAGUGACGACACAAGAGUGCUUCCGGCAGUACAGCAUCCAGAAGGUAUAUGUGGACAGAAGCGAGCGGCGAUUAUACUCUGGCGUCGAUAUAGAAAUACUCAGAGCAUACUGCAGUUCGUACUUGGAGGCGUACACUUGUGUUCGUCAGCUUCUCCAGUCUUGUCCGACCUCUUAUCAUAAGGACAUCAAGACCGCACUUACACCCUACGCAGACGAGCCUGAGUUGACGGAGCUGUGUAAAACACAUCGCCUCUAUGAAUUGUACGCCCAGUAUAUGAUGUGUUUUUCGGAUCGAGGCAAGAAGUCGGACUGGUGCUUUGAUAAGGAGAUAAACAGCUCAGUGAUGCACGUACACCAAGUGGAUGUACAGGAACUGUGCAAUCGAAUGGUUUCCGUGACACGAUGUAUCGAAAGCAACAUCCGGCUCGGCUGCGGUGAGCAGGCGGCGGAGCUCGUGCACCUCCUUGUCAAGCCCACGGUUCCCGGAAGUGGUCAGUGCGUGUACCCGCUGAAUCCGGAGACGACAUCUACCGUCAGGCGCACCCAAGUUCAACAACCAACCAAUAAACCUUCCGGUUCUGUAUCGUCGUCAAAGAAAUCAAACAGCACUGAAGCCUUCCAUCCGAACCCAGUUUUAUCGAUAUUGACGUUGAUUUUAUCAAUUCGUUUUCAACUGUUUAAGGCCCUGCCGUCCUGACAUCUUAUUUAGUUUAUAUUUAAUAGAUGUGUAAGGUAUUUUUAUUUUCUAAGCAGCCAUUUGCUUAUAUUGCAUUGGAUGAGGUUCUACAAUUGCUCUUUCAGAAUAAACCAAACAAAUGUUCUAUGUAAACUUUGUUGGUUUCGGUUCCUUUCACUAAAAAUUAUAAAUAGAACGUUGCACGGUGCCUUACGCAUUUUUAACACCGUUGUGCUUUUCAGUAUGAAUAUAACCGGGUGUUGCGAAAAUGGUUCCUGUAAAAAGACGUUUUUAUUGUUUACGAUCCAAUAUGGCUAUUUUGUGCGCAAGUACCAGAGGGCAUAGGCAAUACAUUGUUUACACGAUUAGGUCGUCAUACGCCUCAUACAGAUUGGUUUACUAGUUAUAUAAUAGUAUUUAUUGAAGUUUGAUCAAAUCAAAGCUUAACACUUUAAAAAUGAGUUUCAAACGUUUUCACAAAUAAUUUGUAUCGAUUUCAAAGGUUGUACUAUUUGUUAUUUCUUUUAAUAUAUUGAUCGAUAAUCAGCUAUCUUCCCGAUGGAAUAAAACGUACUUUUAAUGUGAAUAUACUAAAUAAGAUGGUGUAAACAUCGGGUCUUCUACCUAUAUCAAAUACGAUAUGCAUGUAUAUGUUAUAAGAAAAACAACUGCUCGACGAUGGCAAUUUCGUGGGUUAAGACUAACAUUAUCAAUUUGGAGAUCGUUGAUAAGAGUAUGUUCAUACGCAAAACAUGUUUUACCAUGUAAAGUGCAAACAUUUGUAAUGUUUUUGUGUCUACAUUCAAAUAACAUUGGAUUGUAUAACGAUAGUGCCUGAAUGUUGCUCUUUAGGCAAUGUUUUACAUAUAACUAGUCGCAAUUGCUCUGUCACGGCAAGUGCAAGUAUAAUUGUGUUUUGCCUCAUUUUCCAGAAACAUGUUUUCAACAAGAAUACGACCUUUGCAUCUUAUGUUAGACAUAUUGAUUGAAAUUCUCUUAAGGUCAGAACAUCCUUAUUGGCUGUUAUUGUGGUUGUGCAAUAAAUGCAUUCAAAAAAAUGCGAAAUACAUAAAAAUGUAUUGCCACAAAACAAAAACAGAUUAUCGCCAAACAUAUAGUUUAAUACACAUAUUUGACAAAAUGUAAGAAAAAUGUCAAACUUGUAAUUCUAAAUUAAGUUGACUGUCUGGCAAUAUUCUUUAAUAUGGUUUAUUUACAUAACUUUGAUAAUAAAAUAUUUAAUUUCUAUAUUAAAUUGUGAAAUAAAUGCGUUCUCAUAUAUAAACCGCUUAUAUAUUCCGUACAUACAUGUGUGGUAUUUUAGCAACUGUGUACUUGUUACCGACAUUUUUAAUUAUAACGUGCUUUUUUACAAGAUAUGUACGAGAUGAUUAUUUAACUAAAUGUAUCAUGGUCUAUGUCUUUACAAAAGAUCAUAUAUAAUCAUGUUACCUAUGCAAAAAGUACUGGAAUCUUGCUAGUAUUAACAACGUGUGUUCAAAAUUAUUGUUUCACUUCGCUUUCCCAUAUUUAUGACUGACAUGGUCAGUACUUAGUCAUUGUAUUGCAUAUACAUUCUACAUGAUGUACAUAGUCGAUUUUAUUGCAAUCUAUUGCUAAUUUAUAAAUGCAA
Molecule: messenger RNA, 3277 nt
Organism: Dreissena polymorpha
Lineage: Eukaryota; Metazoa; Mollusca; Bivalvia; Myida; Dreissenidae
Exons: 6
Coding region: 811-1665 (284 amino acids)
Source: RefSeq, a predicted model, not a curated record